GGUUGGGCGAUGGGGUCUAAAGCUUUGGCAGCUCUUUUUGCCAGUAUUCUGGGUGCAAGCGCAGGGCAGAUUCAGAUUUGAUUUGAAGCAAAUGCUGCUGCCGCAACUAAAUGGCUCUGAGGGCCAAUUCGAGAAUUGGACGAGGCAGCUGAGUGCAGAGGAGCAGCAGCGCUUGGCCUGGAAUGUCAACUUCUUGGAGAAUCCGCCAAUGGAGUACGGGGAGCUGCAGCAGCUGCUCAGCACCAAUAGCAGCAUUCAAAAUCCGUUAAGGCUGCGUCUGUGGCUCAGUCUCUAUUGGCAGCUGCGACGCACGAGCCGCUUGGACAACAAUCAUCAGUUGCUGCUGGACUUUGCGUUGAGUUUGCGUCAGUUGCAAACGGAUCCGGCAUGGAAUAGCAGCCAAUUGCAGAACAUGUUGCUGAGUUUGCCAAGUGCAUUGCGGAUCUUGGCUCGGAGUCGCUGGCUGUGCUUGGAGCACGACAGAGACCUGCUCUAUCUGUUGCCAGCUGGAGCAUUGCAGCUGGGGGCCCAAAGCCGCUGCUGCAUGUGGCAACUGGCGUUGGUGGCCGAGACGUCACAUGGCUGGCUACGCCUGGAGAAUCUAUGCGAAAUGCAAGACACUUGGUUCAUCAAUAUGCCGCAGCAGUUGGAGUCAGGAUUCUACCUACUACAGCGUGCGCCUAACAGCAAUUCCAGCAACUAUUGCAGUCGCCAGGGAUCGGGCUAUUACGAAGAAGUUGCCAAGAAGAAGGCGGCGGCGGAGGAGGAUUGUUACUGGCAGCUAAACGAUUGCAGCGGGCUGCCAGUACUUCUGAAGAGGUUCUAUGAGACAUAGAUGCGACUAUGUGCUAAUCAGAUAUGAUAUACCUAAGUAUAUAUAAGCUUGAUUAUAUACUCAACCUCAACUUGACCUAAAUAUAUAUG
Messenger RNA from Drosophila hydei, 924 nucleotides. RefSeq lists its product as uncharacterized. The record is from RefSeq and is a predicted model, not a curated record. The transcript has a single exon. Bases 92 to 835 code for a protein of 247 amino acids. NCBI's taxonomy places the organism in Eukaryota, Metazoa, Arthropoda, Insecta, Diptera, Drosophilidae.